Molecule: messenger RNA, 2064 nt
Organism: Elephantulus edwardii (Cape elephant shrew)
Lineage: Eukaryota; Metazoa; Chordata; Mammalia; Macroscelidea; Macroscelididae
Gene: GABRB3
Product: gamma-aminobutyric acid (GABA) A receptor, beta 3
Exons: 9
Coding region: 47-1468 (473 amino acids)
Biological process (GO): monoatomic ion transmembrane transport; regulation of membrane potential; nervous system process
Cellular component (GO): synapse; GABA-A receptor complex; neuron projection
Molecular function (GO): GABA-A receptor activity; neurotransmitter receptor activity; extracellular ligand-gated monoatomic ion channel activity
Source: RefSeq, a predicted model, not a curated record
ACGGCGGCGGGGCGCCCCCUCCCCCGUCCCGGGGCGCUGCAGAGGGAUGUGGGGCUUUGCGGGAGGAAGGCUUUUCGGCAUCUUCUCGGCCCCAGUGCUGGUGGCUGUGGUGUGCUGUGCACAGAGCGUGAACGAUCCCGGGAACAUGUCCUUUGUGAAGGAGACCGUGGACAAGCUGUUGAAAGGCUACGACAUUCGCCUCAGACCUGACUUCGGAGGUCCUCCAGUCUGUGUAGGGAUGAACAUCGACAUCGCCAGCAUUGACAUGGUUUCUGAAGUGAAUAUGGACUAUACCUUAACCAUGUAUUUCCAACAAUAUUGGAGAGACAAGAGGCUUGCUUAUUCUGGGAUCCCUCUCAACCUCACACUGGACAACCGAGUGGCUGACCAACUCUGGGUGCCUGACACAUACUUUUUAAAUGACAAAAAGUCAUUUGUGCAUGGGGUGACAGUGAAGAACCGCAUGAUCCGCCUGCACCCUGAUGGGACGGUGCUGUAUGGGCUCAGAAUCACAACAACAGCAGCAUGCAUGAUGGAUCUAAGGAGGUAUCCACUGGAUGAGCAGAAUUGUACUCUGGAGAUUGAAAGCUAUGGAUACACCACAGAUGACAUUGAAUUUUACUGGAGAGGUGGCGACAAGGCUGUCACUGGAGUGGAAAGAAUUGAGCUACCACAGUUCUCCAUCGUGGAACACCGGCUGGUCUCAAGAAACGUUGUCUUUGCCACAGGUGCCUAUCCUCGACUUUCACUAAGUUUUCGGUUGAAGAGAAACAUUGGAUACUUCAUCCUUCAGACUUACAUGCCUUCUAUACUAAUUACAAUUUUAUCCUGGGUGUCCUUCUGGAUCAAUUAUGAUGCAUCUGCUGCUAGAGUUGCCCUUGGGAUCACAACUGUGUUGACAAUGACAACCAUCAACACACAUCUUCGGGAGACCUUGCCCAAAAUCCCGUAUGUCAAAGCCAUUGAUAUGUACCUCAUGGGCUGUUUUGUCUUUGUGUUUCUGGCCCUUUUGGAGUAUGCAUUUGUCAACUACAUUUUCUUUGGAAGAGGUCCUCAAAGGCAGAAGAAACUUGCAGAGAAGACAGCCAAGGCAAAGAAUGACCAUUCCAAGAGUGAAAGCAACCGGGUGGAUGCUCAUGGAAAUAUUCUCUUAACAUCUCUGGAGGUUCAUAAUGAAAUGAACGAGAUCACAGGCAGUGUUGGUGAUACGAGGAAUUCAGCAAUAUCCUUUGACAACUCAGGAAUCCAGUACAGGAAGCAAAGCAUGCCUCGGGAAGGCCAUGGGCGACACAUGGGGGACAGAAACAUCCCGCACAAGAAGACUCAUCUACGGAGGAGGUCUUCACAGCUCAAAAUAAAAAUCCCUGAUCUAACCGAUGUGAAUGCAAUAGACAGAUGGUCCAGGAUCGUAUUUCCGUUCACUUUUUCUCUUUUCAACUUAGUUUACUGGCUGUACUAUGUUAACUGAGUGACUGUACUUGAUUUUUCAAAGACUUCAUUUAACACUGAGUGAAAUAUUACUCUGCCUGUCAAGUUUUUAUACCUGUACAGACACACACACAUACACACACACACACACAUACACACAUACACACACACUUGUAUAUAUGUGUGAACUUUCUCAGCAUAUAUAUAAAAUACACUUGAAUAUGAGGAUGUAUGUGUAUACGUUUAUACACACUGGUGUAAAUUCCCAUUUGUGUGAAACAGAUACACAUACAUAUAUACAUUUUGCAGCUAUGGACACUUAAGACAGAAUGCAUACUGAAGAAAGUCUUAUUUUUUGUUUGUUUUUUUAACUGAAAGGGACAAGUAUCCUCUAAAUAUAAUGCCUUUGGAAUGAGGGUGAGAAACACAAUAUCAUCUUAAAAUGUAUCUUUUUUAAUCAUAAAUUAUAUAUUUUAGUUUAAAAUUCAGAAAUUCUUUAUCACCAAAAGCUUAUACAAUGUUAUUCCUGAUUUAAAAUUAGUUAUUAAUUUUAUAUCCUCUCUUUCCAUUUACGAAGCAGAGAAUUUUUGCUUUUUUUGGUGAAGUAGUUUAUUUUUAUCAAGCAUAUGUUUUCUG